This is a messenger RNA of Apiotrichum porosum, 1329 nucleotides long. RefSeq lists its product as uncharacterized. The transcript is spliced from 6 exons. Gene Ontology annotation, molecular function: carboxypeptidase activity. NCBI's taxonomy places the organism in Eukaryota, Fungi, Basidiomycota, Tremellomycetes, Trichosporonales, Trichosporonaceae. The record is from RefSeq and is a predicted model, not a curated record. Gene Ontology annotation, cellular component: fungal-type vacuole lumen. Bases 1 to 1329 code for a protein of 442 amino acids.
AUGGCCUACUACGAUACCCCGUUGUUCGCAAACCUCAGCCUCGAGCGGCUGUUUGGUGCCAUUGCCCACGCAACGGUUGCCUACGACGACUUUGGGGAGCCCGAGCCGGAGGACAUGGCGGACCGCGAUCCCCGUUGGGACACGUUUCCGCCGUUCCACAACUUCCUGCGCGAAACGUACCCUUUGGUCCAUAAACAUGCCAAGCUCCAAGUUGUUGGCGGUUACUCGCUGCUGUUCACACUGGAGGGAACCUCGGACGCCAAGCCACUGAUGCUUGCUGCCCACCUCGAUGUUGUGGCCGCGUCGACCGCGCUUGAUCGCUGGAAGUACCCGCCAUUCGAGGGUCACUACGAUGGCGAAUGGAUCUGGGGACGCGGCUCAUCAGACUGCAAGUCUAACCUCCUGGGACAGCUCUCUGCUCUCGAGCACCUGCUCGAAGGCGGGUUCAAGCCCAGGCGCACUCUCCUCCUUGCCUAUGGACAGGACGAGGAAGCGCGUGGAAAGUACGGUUACGCCGACGUUGCCAUCCGUGUCGAGAGCUUUGGCGGUCACUCGUCUGUCCCGGGACCUCACACGUCCAUCGGGUACCUUGCACGCUUCAUCUCGGCGCUCGAGGAUGCCGACAUCUAUUCGCCAGCCCUGACUAAGACCAACCCAUACUAUGGCUACCUGCACUGUCUCGACCUGUAUGGGAGUCGGAACGUUCCCAGGUGGCUGCAUUCCGCGCUCGAGAAGGAUGUUGUCGACGACAUUGCUGCGCAGGUCGCAGACCUUGGGGUCCGGUCACGUUUCAUUCUGCAGACCAGCAAGGCCGCGACAGUGGUCCAUGGCGGCGUCAAGAACAAUGCACUCCCCGAAGAAGCCGGUGUGGUCUUCAACUCGCGUAUCGAGACCACAAUGUCCGUCCGGGACCAUACCGAUCGGGUCGCCGAAACACUUAUCCCUGUCGCACGCCGUUACGACCUGUCAAUGAACUCGUUUGGCGACGAGCUGUGCAACGGCACACAGGGAACGGUCUAUCUGGAGCUGCUCGGAAACACGGAACCCAGCCCCAUUACCCCCUGGCACACGCCACAGUUUCAGCUCUACGCCUCAGCGGUGAAGUCCGCAUUUGGCGACAACACGAUCGUUGCACCCUCCCUCUCAGUGGCCAACACGGACACCAAGCACUAUUGGAACGUCUCGACAAAUAUCAUACGCUGGACACCAGCGCGUCUGGGCACACGUCUAGGCGCCCACACUGUUAAUGAGCGCAUCAAGCUGACGUCACACAUCGAAACCGUCAAGUUUUUCCAUGAACUGAUCAUACAAUUUGAAGCUGCGGCAUAG